CUUUACUUAGUCUUGCGCUCUGAUCUCUUAGCACUGAGCUCAGUCGAUCUGAGUUUCAUAGAUUUCAACAUCAGAUUUACUCACUUGGUUCGUGUUUAUUUUUUAAAAUAUAAAUAUAGUAAUAAUUAUUAUUAUUGGUUCAAUGGAGAAGGCGGACCGGCCAUCAUGGGACUCUCCGACUCAGUUUGUGCUGGCAUGUGUUUCAUAUGCUGUUGGUUUGGGGAAUGUGUGGAGAUUUCCUUAUCUCUGCCAGAUGCAUGGAGGAGGAGGGUUUCUGAUCCCAUACAUCGUCAUGCUCUUCCUAGAGGGAAUUCCUCUUUUCUAUUUGGAGCUUGCUAUUGGACAGAAGAUGCGUUUAGGCAGCAUUGGCACAUUCACUUCCAUUAGUCCCUACCUAAGGGGAGUGGGCUUCACGAGUGUGGUCAUAUCUGUCUACCUGUGCUUGUAUUAUAAUGUAAUUAACGCCUGGAGCUUCUGGUAUCUUUUCCACUCCUUUCAGGCCAUGUUGCCAUGGGCUCAAUGUCCCCUGAACUCCAAUUAUACAGGAUAUUUAGAGGAGUGUGAAGUCGCCACUUCAACACAAUAUUUCUUCUUCCGUGAGACACUAAAUAUUUCAGCGUCCAUUGAUGAACACGGUGUUGGCAUUCACACAGGUGUGGCACUCUGCCUCCUGCUGGCCUGGAGCAUUACCUACCUCUUCAUCAUCCAAGGAGUAAAAUCUACUGGCAAAGUGGUGUAUUUCACUGCAACGUUUCCAUACCUGGUUUUGGUUGUGUAUCUGAUCCGUGGCGUCACUCUGCAUGGAGCGCUAAAUGGAGUGAAAUACAUGUUCACUCCAAAGCUGGAGCAGUUGGUGAACCCUCAAACGUGGAUUAAUGCAGCUACUCAGAUAUUCUUCUCUCUUGGUUUGGGUUUCGGUUCUCUAAUUGCUUUUGCCAGUUAUAACGACCACAAUAACAACUUUGAGCGUCAGACUCUUGUUGUCGCCCUCAUUAACAGCGGAACGUCAGUUUUUGCCAGCAUCAUCACCUUCUCUAUCUACGGCUUCAAAGCCACAUUCAACUAUGAGAGCUGCUUAGAGAGGAUGAGAAUUUUACUUCUAAACACAUUCAAUCUUGCUGAAGAUGCCAUAAAUAAAGAAAAUAUGAUGUCAUGGAUCAGUAUUUUAAAUCAUACAGAUCCUGAGAAGCUCGCACUCAUUCAACACAAAAUAGAAUCUUGCAGUCUGGAGGAUGAACUUGACACGGCUGUUGAAGGUACCGGCUUAGCAUUCAUCGUGUACAGUGAGGCAAUUAAAAACAUGCCGGUUUCUCAGCUCUGGUCUGUUCUCUACUUCUUGAUGUUGCUGGUGCUGGGGAUGGGAAGCAUGUUGGGAAACGUUACAGCCAUAAUAACACCACUGAGGGACCUCACAAUCCUUGCACAAAACUUCAACCAUGCCACACUCAAUGGUCUGGUGUGUCUUUUCUGUUUUCUGCUGGGUUUGGGUUUCACCACACGUUCGGGUAAUUACUGGUUUACGGUGUUUAAUGACUAUGGUGCAACAUUCCCUUUGCUUUUCAUUUUGCUGAUUGAAGUUCUCGCCAUUUCCUACGUCUAUGGACUGAAUAGGUUUGAGAAGGACAUUGAGGACAUGCUGGGUCAUCGGCCAAACUGGUACUGGAAGAUCAUGUGGAUUUUUGUGAGUCCAUUACUGCUGAUCAGCCUCUUCAUCUCCUACAUAAUAAAUUACGUCCAGGGAGGAGCCCCGACAUAUCAGGCAUGGGACAAAACCACAGGAAAAUCAGUGAAAAUGGAGUAUCCUGUUUAUGUUCAGAUCUUCAUUGGUCUUCUCAUUGUCUCAUCAGUAAGCUGCGUCCCCAUCGCAGCCAUUUAUGCAUUCUGUUUUAGAAAAAAACGGACAGUAAAAGCAUGUGAGGCUGUCAAUACUGUAUCAUGCACCAUAACACCAUAACAUACACCACAAUUACCACAGAUGUUCAUGUGACAUAUUGUAUAAGAAUCAGUAGUUAAAUGAGAAUUAAACUUAACAUUUAUUAUUUACAUUUAAACAGCAUAGUGAUAGACAGAAUAUACAUUAAAUAAAACUGCCCAUUUAAUGUUUUUUGAACGGUUAAAUACAUAAUUUACUUGUACAAUUACAGAUUUUUAUUAUAGUUGUAUAAUGUUGAAAGACUUUGUUCACGUGUGGAGUAUGUAGGGUAUCCAGUUAAAGAAACUCUACAUAUGUGCUAUGUGUAGUUAUAAUUAUUUAAUCUAAAAGGCUGUGAAUUAAAUUAUUUUCAUUUAACAUCUGUACAAUUUAGAUUUAUUUAUGGUUUGGUAUUUGAAAUGAUAUGAUUUUAAAAGUAUUCUGUGUAGAAAAACAGCAAUCUGGUGAAAAAUCCCAAACUUGCGUGUCUGUGUUCGGUGUUGAAUCUUAGAGAGUUAGGUGUCGUAUAUGCCAUUUUCUUUAUUUUUUUUAUAUACAGUCAAUGCAUAUUGUAUUUAUUUUCCUGUAUGUGUUCAGUUUCCAUGGAAUUAAAUGCAUUGGGAGUAAUGAAA
Messenger RNA from Tachysurus fulvidraco (yellow catfish), 2544 nucleotides. Its product is annotated as sodium- and chloride-dependent transporter XTRP3. Gene Ontology annotation, molecular function: L-proline transmembrane transporter activity. The record is from RefSeq and is a predicted model, not a curated record. Gene Ontology annotation, biological process: sodium ion transmembrane transport. The transcript has 11 exons. Bases 143 to 1954 code for a protein of 603 amino acids. NCBI's taxonomy places the organism in Eukaryota, Metazoa, Chordata, Actinopteri, Siluriformes, Bagridae. Gene Ontology annotation, cellular component: plasma membrane.